Paramuricea clavata is the source of this 333-nucleotide messenger RNA. The record is from the annotation of a GenBank genome assembly. Lineage: Eukaryota; Metazoa; Cnidaria; Anthozoa; Malacalcyonacea; Plexauridae.
AUGUCUGGAGGACAGAAUAAAUUUACAACGCGUGAAAUAAUCGAUCUUUGGGAUCGAAAUUAUGGCAUUCCUGUCGAUGGGGAGGGUUCAAACAUUUCGCCUGAACACUCUGAGCCAGAUAUUGAUGCUGAACAAGCCGAUUUCGAUAGUGAAUUGAGUGAAAUAGGCGAACAUACUGAGGUUCUUGACAACCUUCAUACUUUGGAGAUUGUUGACGAAGAGGGAAUUGCUUCAACAAUCAUUUAUUUUAUAAAAGGUCACCAGACUGGUUUAGUCUUUACUACUUCUGGUGACCUGUGCCAUAAUAUUUAUAUGUUUAAAAAAAUGGUGUAA